Thalassophryne amazonica is the source of this 2021-nucleotide messenger RNA. Its product is annotated as CCN family member 1-like. Gene Ontology annotation, biological process: signal transduction. Gene Ontology annotation, cellular component: extracellular region. Gene Ontology annotation, molecular function: protein binding. The coding region runs from base 83 to 1189 and encodes 368 amino acids. Lineage: Eukaryota; Metazoa; Chordata; Actinopteri; Batrachoidiformes; Batrachoididae. The record is from RefSeq and is a predicted model, not a curated record. The transcript is spliced from 6 exons.
UGUCAUGAGAGAAACACAAGGACUGAACAGUUGACACUGAGAAUCUUGUGCCGUUUUAUCAGUGUUUGUGAUUUGGAAACGGAUGGCCCGCCUGAUUUGCCUGAUUGUGCUGACAACAGCCGUCACCGCACAGGUGACUGCUCGCUGCCCUUCAGUAUGUGAGUGUCCUGCUGAGCCACUUGUUUGCCCUCCAGGGGUUAGCCGUGUUCCUGACGGAUGUGGGUGUUGCAAAGUUUGUGCUGCUCAACUCAACCAAGACUGCAGUCUAAUGAAGCCCUGCGACCAUUACAAAGGCCUAAAGUGUAAUUAUGGAAACGAUAUCACCAUCACCUGGGGUAUAUGUCGAGCAAAAUCUGAGGGACGAACAUGUGAGUAUAACAGCAAGGUGUACCAGAAUGGCGAGAGCUUUCACGUGGGAUGUAAACACCAGUGCACCUGCAUCAACGGUGCGGUAGGAUGCACUCCGCUGUGUGCCAACCAGGUGCCGCUAGCAACGCCUUCCUGUCCCUACCCGCGGCUGAUCAGGAUACCCGGACAGUGCUGCUUCAGCAUGGACUGCCAUAAGGGCAUCUUGCACCUCCCACCCAAACACAAGCCACUUCCACAAUACCACCAGCCAGAAAAUGACCUGCUGCCCGCCAGUAGGUUGGUUGAGAUUAAAUCCAGCAGCUGGAACAGCAAACAUGGAAACAAACACUUGCAUGCGUGGAACCACCUGAAGGAGAAAAAGUGUCCAAUCCAGACCAGUGACUGGUCCCGCUGCUCUCGUAGCUGUGGGAUGGGCGUGUCAUCUCGCAUCACUAACAACCCAGAAUGCAAGCUGAUGAGAGAGACAAGAAUCUGCACCAUAAGGCCAUGCAGCGGCUUUAUGGUUCCCGUGAAGAAAGGGAAGAUGUGCUCCCCAACCCAGAAAGCCCUGAAGCCCAUCAAGCUAUCCUAUGGAGAGUGCUGGAGCGUCCGCCUCUAUUGGCCCAAGUACUGCAGCGUGUGUACAGACGGACGCUGCUGCUCGCCACAUCGCACACGAACUCUACCAGUGACCUUCCUUUGCGCGGAUGGCGAGCGUUUACGGAAGUUGGCCAUGUUCAUCCAGUCAUGUAAAUGCCGAGAUGACUGCGGUCACCUCAAUGAAGUAGCCCUGCCGCAACAGCACUGGAAGUAUGGAGACAUACACAAAUUCAUCGACUAGACCCAUUUAUUCUGAUUUUUGAGGUCAACCCAUUGGGUAAAGCUGUCUGAAGGAGAAAUUUUACGACGAGGGGCCUUGCUGUUGUUGUCCCCCCCACAUCUGGCUCCAAGUGGAUAAUGACCACAUGCACCAAUUCUCACAACCAAGGCUGCAGACACAAACUGCUGCCAGUUUUAUUGGUAACUGUAAAGGCUAUCCUCGUUGCAGCGCAUGUGACUGGAAUGGACUUUAACAUGCACUCUCCUGUUCAGACACGGGACCUAAAUUUGAGUCCCCAAAGCAGGCCUGGCCUGGACAAUCACAGACCAGCACAAGAUGACACACUUGCACAGCAACAAUGCACUUUGUUCACCUAUAAGACAGCAGCGCCUGAAUGUACUGUGACCGCUUAACCCAGAAACAUUGCUGUGUCUGCACAAGAAGUGAUGAAAACAGACUGCAAAAGACUUAUUGUUGGUGAAAUUUCCUACAUAAAUCUGUUGUUGGAGAAUUUCUCAAAUGAACUUUCGACAUAGUUAUUUUUGAUUCAUUUUUAAUUACCUUAAUUCACCUUUUUUGUCAAAGCAAAACAAAACUCUUUACAUACGAUAUUGCCACUUCAAAUUGUUCUUUGUCAGUCCUCAUCCGUUAGGGGAAAAGUGUUUUAAAUGAUAUUGCCGCCCUCCACUGGCAGGAAUAAUUAUUUACAGUCCAGUGACAAAACAUUUGCACAUUACUGCAAUGUAUUUGUAUACUUAAACUAAAAUGGCCAAUUACACAAACUGAGGAAAAUUAAAUCCAAUGCAAUUAAAUAAGGUAUAAAAGUUUAUUUCUUUAACCAAAAAAAAAAAAA